Molecule: messenger RNA, 3805 nt
Organism: Procambarus clarkii (red swamp crayfish)
Lineage: Eukaryota; Metazoa; Arthropoda; Malacostraca; Decapoda; Cambaridae
Biological process (GO): proteolysis
Molecular function (GO): serine-type endopeptidase activity
Source: RefSeq, a predicted model, not a curated record
UCCCCAGUACUGACUGACUGGUGGUUCAGGAGGGUUGUGGUAUUCAGUUGCUCGUGUGAUGGUGACAUAGAGCACCCCACGGAGACUCUGUAACUCUCUAAUCUCAGUGUCGUGACGGGCAGUGCCGAGUCUCUCCGCUUCUCUCUCUCACUCACUCUCUCUACCUAUCUCCUCUAGACGGGGGAGAUCUCUGUCUAUCUUACACUGUUCUCCUUUCCUCUCUUAAUCUACUCGCUGCCAGGUUCCUUUGGCACUCUGGAGAACUACUUUCCCCUGCCAGUGACUGACACACAGCCCGCGCUGCUGUCCCCCGGAGGCACGUGUUUGUUUAUGUUUGUGUGUGUGUGGUGGUGAGUGUGUGUGAGGGCAGAUAAUGCAGCGGUGUGGAGGCUGAUGACCUAACUGCUACAGUGGCCAGUUAACUCGUCAGGGUGGUGGAUACCAGUUCCCAGCCUCGUUACUCGUCAAUGCGGCUACCGGCACCAACUUCGUAGCAUGACGGGCCGGGUUGCGGCCAUGUUGGAGAGCGUGGUGGUCGCCAUACUUGUGUGGACGUCUUCAGUGCUGGGGCAGGAUCUUCACCAUACCUCACUAAGUCACUCUUCCACCCACCAUUUGCUUCCAUCUCUUAGUGAAGAUCUAAUCCUUCUGUCCAGUCAUGAUGCGACUCGCUAUUCUGACUUGAGUCCCGUUCCUACGCACCUCUCGCUGGACGAGAUGAGCAAAACGCCCUAUAGGGGUAGUCAGGCGAAGCCAACUAAAGUUAUUGAUCAGUCACCAAGCACAACUCCGGUGAUCCUGACCCAUUAUGAUUCACACCAAGCUGCGGAAUUGGAUCUUAACCCUACACAGGACUUGCAGUCUGCAUCAAUCACGCACCUCCGUCAUAUUCCUAGUCUAUCGUCAUCACCGGAUCUAAACCCUAUCACAAACAGUAUUAAUCAUUCCAUAACAAGCCAAGUACUAGUCCUAUCAAAGACUGAUCGCCUCGUAACUAGAGAGAGUCAGGUCUUGAGUCCUUCUUCUUCUGAUUAUGUCAUCCGUUCGUCUGUACCUCCACUUGCUACCUCCCAAGUCGAACCUUCCCUCCCCAUACUCGACGGGGAGGGGAAGGUCUCUGCAACCCCAACUAACGCAGUCACCAUCACCACAACUGCAACUCAAGUGCCUCACCCCAACUCGACGGCUGGCGAUGGUGCCUCCCCAAUGCUCAAGAGAUCCGUUGACAAAGAAUCGGCCACUCUCACACAAGAAGAGUUCAACAGUAUCUUAACUAGGUUCAGCUUGGAUGCUCUUCAAGCAACUCAAAUAGCAGAGCGUUUGGGCUUGGCAGGAGCUGGGGUGGCAGAGCUAGAGCAGGAGCUGAUGCUUGGAGGAGAUCUGCAAGGCCCUGGAGGGCCUAAUGAUAGACCCUUAGCGCUGCCACUAGACCGGAAUAUACGCACUACACCUCAAAGAAGUCUCGGAUCAAGCAUCACACAUGCCACCAAGCGACUCUUCUUGGGCGACCCAUCUCUGUGCUAUGCAGGAUCCUGUGAAUUUUUCCUCCUCUGCUGGAUGGGUGGAGGCUUGAUUGACGGAGGCUGUGGUGGAUUCCUCUUUGCAUGCUGCAACCGACCCAACCAGAGAGGACAACGUGGUCCGGAGUCAUUCAGAGAUGACAGUGUGGGUCUUAUUCCAGUAGAUUAUGGCCCUAUCCGUAAUGAUCAUGGCUGUGGUCUUAGUACAAGUAGCCGCCUGUCUGCCCAACGUAGGAUUGUUGGUGGUACCGAGGCUGGUUUCGGUUCCUUCCCGUGGCAGGCAUACAUCCGGAUUGGCUCCAGUCGAUGUGGAGGAUCACUCAUCAAUCAGUAUCAUGUGGUGACUGCUGGCCAUUGUGUUGCCAGGGCACGACCUCACCAAAUUCGGGUAACCCUUGGUGACUAUGUUCUUAACUCAGACCGGGAGCCACUUGGCCCACUUACGUUUGGAGCUACAGAGAUAAAGGUUCAUCCAAAGUUCAAGUUCACACCACAAGCCGAUAGGUUUGACGUGGCAGUAAUCACACUGGAUGCGCCUGUGCACUACCAGCCUCAUGUACAGCCUAUAUGUCUGCCAGAGAAAGGAGCAGAUUGGCUAGGAAGCUAUGCCUGGGCUGCCGGAUGGGGAGCAUUACAAUCUGGAUCACGCCUACGACCCAAAACUUUGCAGGUUGUAGAUGUGCCUAUCCUGGAUUCUCGCCUUUGUGAGGACUGGCAUAGGCAAAAAGGCAUCAAUGUCAUUAUAUAUGAUGAAAUGAUGUGUGCUGGGUAUGGUGAAGGAGGUAAAGAUUCCUGUCAAGGAGACUCAGGAGGGCCACUCAUGAUACAGGAUGGGGGACGCUGGUACCUGGCUGGCAUUGUGUCUGCUGGGUAUUCAUGUGCUCAGGGCAAACAACCGGGUAUAUACCACAAAGUGUCAUACACGUCUGACUGGAUCUCAUGGGCGGCCAGUACCUAGACUAGAAGAUACAAAUCAGCAAUGAUGGUUUCCUAAGGACGCAGUCAGGAAAGUCAUCGACUUGAGAAUGGUCCAGGACGGACCGAAACGUCGUCGUUCCUUCAAUUUCUAGUGUGUGGUCUGGUCAACAUACGUCAGCCACGUUAUUGUGACUCAUCGCCUGCAGUCAGGAAAUUAUGACUUCAUCAAUUUUAUUUAUUCUGAAAACCACAAGAAGCAAAAAAGGAUACAACUUGUAGAUAAAUCUAUUUAAAUUUAUCUACAAUACUCAAGCUUUUCAUAUUUAACGAGAGUCCAAAUUAGAUAAUCUAUCGACUGGGGAUGUUUUAGGAUAAGACUGUUGUAGCUGACCUAAAACCUAUUUAAGGAACUUCAUUGUAGGAACGCUACAUUGAAGCUUCUCUUCAUUCACCCUGUGAUACCACCUCAUAUUGAGCUAGGUCCAUAGAUGUGCCUAUACGUAUAUAUAUUUGCACAAGACUAUAUGUAUUCAUAAUGUAAGAUUUUAAAUACAUUGUGGGUUAUUAGUUAACAAAAUGCUCAUUACUAUUAUUAAAAAAAAACAGUCAAGGAAUGUAAAUAUUAAGGUAUACUAUAAUACAGUUUCCAGUUUACAAUGGUUCUACAUAAAAUGAACAUUAAUGUUUUGUUAGCAACAAUAUUUGUUUAAUUUUUGUGACAUUUAGAAAAAAAUAGCUUUCCUGCAAGCACAGUAUUGCCUAGGUUCAACCGUCACCAUCAGUUGUUGUACAUAGUAAUAAGAUAGUGUUCUUGUGCCAUUGCUGCUGUGGCAAGCUGUAGGACUUCUCAGGGGAAGAUAUAUUAAGUUUGAUGACAAUUUCCAUGUUAUUGACUAUAUAAAUGUUGAUUAUUUCUUUAAUGAAAGCUUACCAAAGAACUAUGAAAGCAAAGUGGCUUUGUUAAUUAUUGGUAAAUAGAUUUAAGUUCUUAGUUUCAAGAAUCAAUAGCUCUGAAUCAAAGCAUUCUAUUAUAACAGAAAAGGGAUCAAGCACACAUUAUACAUUAUUGCAAAAUUUAAAAUAUGCUAUAUUCAGAGGCAACUUUACAUGUUUGUAAAGUUUGCUUUUGUUAGGCUCUUGUUGAAGGCCUGUUUUAAAAUGCUAUAUUGUACUGUAUAGCAUUUUCUAUUGUAUGUGUAUUAGGCGCUGUUUAUUAUGUAAAUUAUUAGCAAGAGAACUUGGUCCACACAAACGUAUUCCACCAUUGAUUAUACAGUAUAUUCAUACUAAAUAUGUAUGUAUAUACAACUAUAUAUAUAUACUAAAUAUGUAUGUAUAUACAACUAUAUAUAUACUAAACAUGUAUG